AUGGUUCCGGAAGAAUGUACCAAAUGUAUCAGAAUGAUCUAUUCCGAAGCCACCAGCCAUGUGCAGGCAGUAGCCGGCCACUCAAAAAUGUUUUGCAUUCACGUCGAGUUCAUCAAGGUUCGCUGCUCUUCCCUUGCUCUUCACAGUGUUAAACACAGCAACAGAAAGCCUCAAAAGACAUCUUAUAUUCACCCCAGUGCGGAUGAUGUGGUCUUGAUGGCAGAGGCUAAGAAGGAACUGGAGAAGAGGUGCGGAGGUGGAAGAACUAACUAG
Strongylus vulgaris is the source of this 273-nucleotide messenger RNA. Lineage: Eukaryota; Metazoa; Nematoda; Chromadorea; Rhabditida; Strongylidae. The record is from the annotation of a GenBank genome assembly.